Messenger RNA from Truncatella angustata, 1161 nucleotides. RefSeq lists its product as uncharacterized. The record is from RefSeq and is a predicted model, not a curated record. The coding region runs from base 205 to 999 and encodes 264 amino acids. Lineage: Eukaryota; Fungi; Ascomycota; Sordariomycetes; Amphisphaeriales; Sporocadaceae. The transcript has a single exon.
CCACCAACAAGACAGCCGGAGCCACCUGCGCCAGCCGCAGCAGAAGACGAACAGGCCGCCUGUCCAGUCUGCACUGAAGAUACCCCAACCGAGGAUUUCGUCCAGCUGCCAUGCAGGCACUCCUUCCACAAAGCUUGUAUUAAGACAUGGGUUGCCAGCUUUCUCGGAACACGCGCAGAUAUAACUAGGGCACCGACGUGUCCCAUGUGUCGCGGGUACGUCGUAUACGCCUGUGGACAUGUACCUGCCAUAGACGAUCUGCUGCCCGGCAGCAAGAUGAUCACAUUCGCACAGCCAUGCAAGUUAUGUUGGGACCUAUCCACGGUCAGAUUGUCAAGGCGAGAGCUGAAGACAAAACUGAAGGCGGCAUAUCGCGUACAGGGAUGGCCUCUGGACCAGGGUCAAGCCGGUGACCAUUCUGCCGAUCCCGAAUCUCUUCCUAACUGGGAUGCCAGAUCGAUGCAGGAGCCUACCCAGGAGGAAAUAGCGCGAGAGGUCGCUGAGCUGGGCUUACCUAUGCUUCAGCGCGCUCGUGCACGUGAUGAUAUCGAAGGGCACCAGGCAGAGACAAGACGUCACGGCACGACAGUAAGUCAAUUAGAACGAAGAACAGCGAUGGCGGAAUUGAUUCAGGCAGUGGAUCAGGAGUCGAUUACCAGACUUCAGGAGCUGAACGCCAGAAAUCGGGCGCAUGCCCGAAUCCUGGAGGAGACACAAAUUCGAGAGAGGGAGAGACUGCGGGAGGUGAUGAGACUUCUGAAUGAGACCGCUCGUCAAGAGAUGGCAAGACGUGCAGAUAACACAAGGCGAGAAUGGAUCAGGCGGGCACGACAAGAACGCCCAGAGGAUUUUCAAAGGCCAUACCAUAAUGUGAAUAAUUCGUUGAGCAAUACAGGAGCUGAGUUCUUGUCGAACUUCAGGGAUGUUCUCAGGAGUGUGUUUGCCCACACAAUAGCCCCGUCAGAUGAGUCAUUGGACUCGGAGGACUCAGAGAACUGAGGACUCAUGGUGUUGAGCAUCGUAUCAGGAAUUUAUGUGGGCUUAUAUGCUCAUAAGAAUCUACCUGAUACGCUUAGGAUUAUGUUUCCAUUUCUGUAAUAAUUGUCAAUAUCACCGGCACGAUUUGUCGCGGGAUAAACGGGACACAGCGAAGACUUGAAA